Messenger RNA from Lactuca virosa, 375 nucleotides. The record is from the annotation of a GenBank genome assembly. Lineage: Eukaryota; Viridiplantae; Streptophyta; Magnoliopsida; Asterales; Asteraceae.
AUGCAUGAAGAUUGUAUGAUGGAUCAAGACGAAUCACAAUUACUCACUAAAACCCUAAAUCAGUCGUCUUCAUCGAGAUUACCUCAUGUUACCAUAACUCUUCUUACUCAUCUGUUACCACUACCGUCGUCUGCUACGCCACUUCUCCUUCUUCGCAAACUACCAUCGUACCAACAACAUCUCUUCUAUCUCUCUCCUUACUCUGUUCACUCUCCGGUAGCCCUAUGUUACCAUAACCCUUCUUACGCAUCUAUUACCACCACCAUCCUGACGCUGUCGUUACCACCACCGCCGUCUGCUACCCUGCUAAACUCUAACCUUAUAUCGCUGCCACCAUCAACGCCACCGUUACACACCAUUCACUGGAAACCCUAA